UUUGCUUCACUCCAAACACACACCCAGCUGUACCAGCUGCUGUACACCUGCUCCCCAACACCACCGAUUCCCUCCAAGGCUUGCGGCCUACUUGCCACGAUGCCGUCCGAAUCUCGUGUAGAGAAUCCCUUCUUCCACCCCUUCCUCUUCGUCUUCCAGAUAUGGCAAUGGUUCGCCGAUAAAAUCUUCUCGCCCACCCCUCCUGAGCCCAGCACUCGCCUCAGUCGACCCAAGGUUGCUGUCAUUGGAGCUGGUAUCACUGGUGUUACUUCCGCCGCGCACUGCAUUGGCCAUGGUUUUGAUGUGGUCAUCUUCGAGGCCGGUGGCCGCGAGAACCUCGGUGGUAUCUGGAGUAAAGUGAACAACUCGUCCAGUCUUCAAAUCCACUCCAUGAUGUUCCGCUUCCACCCCUCGGUCAAGUGGGAACGCGGGUAUCCCGACAGACAGCAGAUCCUAAGCCAGGUAAAGCAGCUUUGGCAGAAAUAUGGACUUGAGACACGCACCAAAUUCAACACACCCGUGGAAAAGGUCUAUCAGGAUGAGAAGGGCAGAUGGGUCGUCAACAAUACUGCGAAUGGCCACUUCGAAGGCGUUAUCGCCGCUGUUGGUACCUGUGGAGAGCCCAAGAUGCCCCAGCUCCCGGGGAUGGAGAAGUUCAAGGGCAACAUCUACCACUCCAGCCAGCUUACUGGCAAGAACGCCAAGGGCAAGAAGCUCGUCGUCAUCGGAGGUGGUGCCAGCGCCGUUGAAGCUCUGGAGUUUGCUGUGGAUGAGGAAGCUGAGAAGACUUCCAUUCUGUCUCGCAGCGAUAAGUGGAUCAUCCCUCGCAAUCCCAUCGUGAACAUGCUUCUUGCUAUGAACAUCCUCGGUCAAGAGACUCGUCUCUCUUGGAUCCCGGAGACGCUGCUUCGCAAAUUUUUCUACCGAGACCUGCAAGACAUCGCACCGUACGACAAGGGCAUCUACAUGGAUACGCCAAUGGUAAAUAGCCAUGUCAUGGAGACCAUCCGGUCCGGCCACGCCGAGUGGGUUCGCUGCGAUAUUGAGGGCUUCACGGCGGAAGGUGUGAUUGUCAAUAGACGCGCUCAAGGUGUACCCAAGGGCGGCCCUGGCAGAAGACAGGUCAUCCCGGCCGAUAUCAUCGUCAUGGCCACUGGAUUUAAGCGCCCGUCCCUGGAAUUCUUGCCUGAUGACUGCUUCAACGAGCCGUACUCGCCUCCCAACUGGUAUAUCCAGACUUUCCCUCCAAACCACCCGUCUAUCUCAGCUAUCAACUGCACGUACGUUGCUGCUAUCGGCACGGUCGGAAACUGGCACAUCGGCAUCUAUACCAGAAUCCUUCUGAUGUUCCUCAUUGACCCGUUGACAAGACCCCAUCCCUUCUGGAUGAAGGCCUGGAUCGAAAUGACCAAGCUUCUGAAAUCCGCGUCGCCUACCGGUGCUUUCGACUUCUUCACUUAUCUCGAGCUCAUCUGGUGGUUCGCCUUCAGUGUUACCUUCAACCCAUUCCGCUGGAAGUGGGCAUUCUUCGUCUUUUUCGGAUUGGGCUUCAUGCUUCCUAAGCGCGUCGUUGAGGUUGAGAGUCGGAUUCGCAACGGAAUGGGUUUCCAUGAGGAUGUCGGACGCGAUGUAGGACACAGCAUUUAG
Colletotrichum paranaense is the source of this 1647-nucleotide messenger RNA. RefSeq names its product monooxygenase. Lineage: Eukaryota; Fungi; Ascomycota; Sordariomycetes; Glomerellales; Glomerellaceae. The annotation marks the transcript as partial. Gene Ontology annotation, molecular function: N,N-dimethylaniline monooxygenase activity; flavin adenine dinucleotide binding; NADP binding. The transcript is spliced from 4 exons. The record is from RefSeq and is a predicted model, not a curated record.